Magnolia sinica is the source of this 1612-nucleotide messenger RNA. Its product is annotated as shikimate O-hydroxycinnamoyltransferase-like. Lineage: Eukaryota; Viridiplantae; Streptophyta; Magnoliopsida; Magnoliales; Magnoliaceae. Gene Ontology annotation, molecular function: acyltransferase activity, transferring groups other than amino-acyl groups. The coding region runs from base 170 to 1597 and encodes 475 amino acids. The record is from RefSeq and is a predicted model, not a curated record. The transcript has 2 exons.
UCCUGUCCCAAAUCCGAACGCCUUGAAUUUGCGUGCCAUCUCAUCCGCGUCCUUGGACGCGUAUUUACUGCCGAAGCCUUUGGCAUGAAGUUCCUAUGCUAGGAACCAAGGUGGGGCCCACCGUGAUGUUUGUGAGAAAUCUACCCAUUAAUCCGUUUUCUAAACGUGGAUGGCUUGGAUAUUGCACGUGUCAAUUCUCCUCUUUCUACACGUGCAUUGCACGUGCCGGCUUUUAUUAUAUAUACACGUCGUGAGAUUGAAACGGUGUUCAUUCACCAAUCUAUUCUCGCAGGUGCCGAAAAUGAUCAUUAACGUAAGGGAGUCGACUAUCGUGCGCCCAGCGCAGGAUACUCCAAAGCGCACCCUGUGGAAUUCUAACGUGGACCUGGUGGUGUCGAGACUGCAUACGCCGAGUGUGUAUUUCUACCGUCCGAAUGGAUCGUCCAAUUUCUUUGAUACGCACGUGCUCAAGGAGGCCCUCAGCAAGGCCCUCGUCCCAUUCUAUCCAAUGGCUGGGAGGCUCGGCAGAGACGUGGACGGUCGGAUCCAGAUAGAUUGCAACGGUGAAGGCGUCCUGUUCGUCGAGGCGGACACGGGCGCUGUGAUCGACGACUUUGGGGAUUUCACACCCACCACGGAGUUCAAGAAGCUCAUCCCCACCGUUGAAUACUCUGGGGACAUCUCAUCGUACCCCCUCUGCGUGCUACAGGUAACAUAUUUCAAAUGUGGGGCCAUGGCACUUGGCGUAGGCGUGGAGCACCACGUGGCUGACGGCAGCUCGGGCCUACAUUUCAUCAACCAUUGGUCCGAUGUGGCCCGCGGGCUCAAUCUCACCAUCCCUCCCUUCAUCGACCGGACCCUCUUGCGGGCCCGGGACCCACCAACAGCAUCCUUCCACCACGUCGAAUAUAAGCCAUCCCCUCCCUUGAAGGCCCAACCCCCGUCCCAAAAAUGCGGCCCAACGGUCACAGCCUUCAAAUUCUCGCGUGACCAGCUCAACCACAUCAAGGCCAAAUGCAGAAAUGGGCCACAAGCCAACCUCAACUGCAGCUCAUACGAGUCAUUGGCGGCCCACGUAUGGCGAUGUGCGUCGAAGGCCCGCAACCUCCCCAACAAUCAACAGACUGAAUUGUACAUUGCCGUCGAUGGCCGGGCACGCCUCCACCCACCACUCCCGCCGGGCUACUUUGGGAACGCCAUUUUCAUGAUUACACCGGUUUCGACGGCCGGAGACAUCGUAUCGGGCCCAGUAGCAUAUUCAGCCCAGAAAAUUCAUGAUACGUUGGCACGUGCUAAUGAUGAGUACCUAAGGUCUGCAUUGGACUACUUGGAAUUACAACCGGAUCUGAACACGUUGGUACGUGGGCCCCACACUUUCGGGUGCCCUAAUCUUGGGAUCAUAAGCUGGGCCAGGCUACCGAUAUACAGUGCGGAUUUUGGGUGGGGCCGGCCCAUAUUCAUGGGCCCCGGUGGAAUUCCAUCUGAGGGGCUUGCUUACGUCCUGCCAAGUCCAACCAACGAUGGGAGUUUGACAGUGGCCAUUUUGCUGCAGGUGGACCACAUGGCCCACUUCCGGGAGCUGAUCUACGAGUUUUGAUUGGGACCCGGUACG